UUUUUCUCCACCUCUCCAUUGCCUCCUCUUUCUUGAUUCUCUGUCUUCUUCUCCCCUUCCUUCCCUUUUCUUUUCUCUCUCUUCAUCUCUAUCCCUAGCGGUCGUUGCUCUCUCCAUAAAAGCUCCAGACCUCACAUCCUGAGACUCUCUUCUGGAUCCAUAAACACUGGUUUCUCCGGCCACGCGAUGGAUCCGGGGCCUUGUCUGCUCAUGGGCUGUUUUGCAAUAUUGGGAGGAAGAGAGAGAAAGGGAGAUUAGGGCAUAGUUGGAUUCUCCGAGAUCUUCGUGGGGGUUACAUUUUUUUUUUUCGUUUUGUUGAAAUUAGUCUGGUUUUAGACUGUCAAAAGCCGUAUAAAAAAAUUGUCAACCCUACUCGCUUUCUGGUGGGCUGGCACGUAUUAAGAGAUAGACUUUGAGACCUCUUUUUCAAAGGCAAAAACCAUAGUCAGCACUGCCUGUUUGUUACUUGUAAUAAUCCCAUUUGCUUGCUCAGAUAGCUGCAGAGAAUCUCUCAAAGCACUGCCCUUAAACCCACUAUAACAUAAGAGAAAGUCCACUUAUUGAGGCUGGUUAGGGCUUCUGGGUGUGAAAUAUGCCGGCGGGAAUUAUGAUUCCGGCGACCCAUAUGCCGUCAAUGAUGGGAAGAAAUGGGAAUGUUGCUGCUUAUGGAUCUUCCUCAGGACUCAGUCUUGGCCAGCCAAAUAUGAUGGACGGCCAGCUUCACCCACUCGACAUGACUCAAAACACAUCGGAAAGUGAAAUCGCCAGGCUCAGAGAGGAUGAUUUUGACAGCAAAUCUGGCAGUGAAAACCAUGAAGGUGCCUCCGGAGAUGACCAAGAUCCCAACCAACGCCCCAAGAAGAAGCGCUACCAUCGCCACACUCAGCAUCAGAUCCAGGAAAUGGAAGCUUUCUUCAAGGAGUGUCCACACCCAGAUGACAAGCAAAGGAAGGAGCUGAGCCGUGAAUUAGGGUUAGAGCCCUUGCAGGUCAAAUUUUGGUUCCAAAACAAGCGCACCCAGAUGAAGACCCAGCAUGAGCGCCACGAGAACACACAGCUUCGCAGCGAGAAUGAAAAGCUUCGUACAGAGAAUUUGAGGUACCGGGAAGCUCUGAGCAACGCCUCCUGUCCUAAUUGCGGAGGCCCGACUGCUAUAGGAGAGAUGUCAUUUGAUGAACAUCAUCUGAGAUUGGAGAAUGCUAGGUUGAGGGAAGAGAUUGAUCGGAUCUCGGCAAUUGCUGCAAAGUAUGUUGGCAAGCCAGUAGUGAACUAUCCUCUUAUUCCUCCUCAGGUUCCCACCCGUCCCCUUGAUCUAGGGGUUGGAAACUUUGGGGCACAGCCAGGAUUAGGAGGCGAGCUGUUUGGAGCCAGUGACCUUCUUAGGUCAAUCAAUGGACCGACUGAAGCUGACAAACCAAUGAUAAUUGAGCUUGCAGUUGCAGCUAUGGAGGAGCUAUUCCGAAUGGCUCAGAUGGGGGAACCUUUGUGGCUUCCAAGCCUUGAUGGCACAACCACCGAACUAAGCGAAGAUGAAUAUAUCAGGUCAUUCCCAAGGGGAAUUGGACCAAAACCUGCAGGAUUUAAGUGUGAAGCCUCGCGAGAAACCGCUGUUGUUAUCAUGAACCAUAUUAGCCUGGUUGAGAUUCUCAUGGAUGUGAACCAGUGGUCUACCGUGUUUUCUGGCAUUGUUUCAAGAGCUAUGACCCUGGAAGUACUAUCAACUGGAGUUGCAGGGAACUAUAACGGAGCCUUUCAAGUGAUGACAGCUGAAUUCCAAGUACCUUCACCUCUAGUUCCUACUAGAGAGAGUUACUUUGUGAGGUACUGUAAGCAGCAUGCUGAUGGAACUUGGGCAGUGGUUGACGUUUCCUUGGACAAUUUACGUCCUAGUCCGGUGGUGAGAUGUCGAAGAAGGCCAUCUGGAUGUUUAAUUCAAGAAAUGCCUAAUGGAUAUUCAAAGGUUACAUGGGUUGAGCAUGUUGAAGUGGAUGAUCGAGGUGUUCAUAAUAUAUAUAAGCAGUUAGUUAACUCUGGUCUUGCAUUUGGGGCGAAAAGAUGGGUCGCUACUUUAGACCGCCAAUGCGAGCGUCUUGCAAGUGCCAUGGCAACAAACAUUCCUACGGGUGAAGUUGGUGUGAUAACAAGUCAAGAAGGGAGAAAAAGUAUGUUGAAGCUGGCUGAAAGAAUGGUGAUAAGCUUUUGUGCUGGAGUGAGUGCCUCUACAGCCCACACAUGGACUACGCUAUCUGGAAGUGGCGCUGAUGAUGUUAGGGUUAUGACCCGGAAGAGCGUGGACGAUCCAGGCAGGCCUCCUGGGAUUGUGCUAAGUGCUGCUACUUCAUUCUGGCUUCCAGUUCCGCCAAAGAGAGUAUUUGAUUUUCUCCGUGAUGAGAAUUCUCGCAGCGAGUGGGAUAUUCUCUCAAAUGGUGGGGUUGUUCAAGAAAUGGCACAUAUAGCGAAUGGUCAAGACACAGGCAACUGUGUAUCUCUGUUACGGGUAAAUAGUGCAAAUUCAAGCCAGAGCAACAUGUUGAUAUUGCAAGAAAGCUGUACUGAUUCAACAGCCUCUUUCGUGAUUUAUGCUCCUGUCGAUGUUGUUGCCAUGAACAUGGUACUGAAUGGAGGGGAUCCAGACUAUGUUGCUCUUCUUCCCUCAGGAUUUGCAAUUCUUCCAGAUGGAACCACAACUCAUGGAGGAGUCAUAGGUGAAGUUGGGUCUGGAGGAUCUCUUCUAACCGUCGCAUUUCAGAUAUUGGUUGAUUCGGUUCCAACGGCAAAACUCUCUCUAGGGUCGGUUGCGACUGUUAACAAUCUCAUCGCUUGCACUGUCGACAGGAUUAAGGCUGCAGUCUCGUGUGAGAACGCAUGAACUGCAAAGCUUGAAAUAUUGUUAUGAACUCAAGAAGGAGAAAAGGAAAGCAGGUAAAGAAACAAAGGUGAGGAGGAUUUUCAGCUUAUAGAAGAUGGGGAGAAGUCAAGAGCGCACCUUACACCAUCCUAUUGUCCCAAGAUGGAAAAGAUAAUUACCUUAUUUCAUUAAGAAUUUGCAAGGAUUCGAGGUUCGGGUAUUGACUUCCCAAAACAAAGUACAAUGAGUUUCAUAUAAGUCACAUAGGUUUGAGCUUCCCCUCACCUUUCUAACUUUGUCAAUUAGGGUUAGGGUUAGGGUUUUAAUACUUCAUUUCUGUCCAACCUUUUUUCCUACUUAAAUCUCCUGUUGUUUGUGUGUGUGUUUUUUUUUGAAGUAGUGGGUUGAAGAGCUAACACCCACUAGCAGACAUUGGCUUCUUUUUCCCAUUUUAAUAGCUUUUGAAUUGGAUUAAUGCUUUGCUUCUAGUGUCUCA
This is a messenger RNA of Vitis riparia (riverbank grape), 3344 nucleotides long. RefSeq names its product homeobox-leucine zipper protein HDG2-like. The record is from RefSeq and is a predicted model, not a curated record. The coding region runs from base 593 to 2869 and encodes 758 amino acids. Gene Ontology annotation, biological process: regulation of DNA-templated transcription. Lineage: Eukaryota; Viridiplantae; Streptophyta; Magnoliopsida; Vitales; Vitaceae. Gene Ontology annotation, molecular function: lipid binding; DNA binding; DNA-binding transcription factor activity, RNA polymerase II-specific. The transcript has 13 exons.